GCUUCCGCGAUCGACUCGCUUAAUUGUUGUGCUAUAGCGUGUCUCUUUCAUCUAUUUCUACGCAUCGUUUACAAUUCCGAGCUUCCGGAAGAGUCUCUCAAUAUGAUCUCAAUUUGGUACCAUAUAUCUCUGUUCGUCGUUCUCGCUAACUAGAAUCCGAGUAUGCUCCCGAUAGGGUGGAAUAUUGGAUGCCCAGAUAAAUCGCAAAGAUGACCGGGAAUCAUCUUUCCUGGCUCAGUACAUAACGACCCGCUGUCUACAAAAGCUUGAUCUGAUGAGACCAAAGAUAAUUGGGUUUGCCAAGUACUUUGAAAAUCACUCUUUACGAUGAUGUUUUCUACUUUGAGAACUGCGACACUUGCGGCCUUUGUCACUUCACAUGCCUACGCUUGUUGGGACAUCGGGCAAGAGGUGCAGACAACUAGUGGAACCAUCAAAGGACAUGCGUCGUCAUGGCAGUCGGAGGUGUCGGAAUAUCUAGGCGUUCCAUACGCGAAGCCACCUGUUGGUGAUCUGCGAUUUGCAGCUCCGCAGCCAUAUACGGGAAACGGGUCUAUUGACGCUGCCAAAUUUUCUCCCGACUGUCCGGCGGCCAUUGCGCCAACGACAGGACCAGCGUUUCAAAACCUUCCACCCUUCGCAGAGAAAUUGGCCAACAUAUUGGGGCAAAAAGGAGAUGUGUUCGACGAAGACUGCUUGACGUUGAACAUUUGGACCAAGCCCCAGACGGGUGAGAAGGCGAAGGCGGUGUUGCUCUGGAUUUACGGAGGUGGCUUCAAUUCCGGAAACUCUCAGAGCCCUGCCUACAAUGGCGCCCGUCUUGCAAAUGAUAUGGACGUUAUAGUCGUCAGCGUCAACUAUCGUGUCAACAUCUUCGGAUUUCCAGGUGUCUCAUUUGGGACGGGCUUGAAUGGCGGUCUUCUCGAUCAACGUCUCGGCGUCGAAUGGGUUCGCGACAACAUUGCCAAAUUCGGCGGUGAUCCGGAGCGCAUCACACUAUUCGGGCAGAGUGCCGGUGGCUCUUCCGUAGACAUCUACUCAUUUGCCUGGACCGAGGACCCCAUUGUCCACGCUUUCAUCCCGCAGUCUGGAACGGCGAGUAACACCAUGGUUGGUGGCCGAGAUACCAGCGGCGGCUGGUAUUCAGCGAGCGAGAAGCUCGGCUGCGGUGGCCGCGAUGCAGGUGAAGCCACCCUUGCGUGCAUGCGAUCGAAGCCCUGGCAAGCUAUCGUGAACGCGACCACUCCGGAGGGUGGUGCUCUUGCGGCGUUGACUGCCUUCGCGCCGACAGCGGAUAAUAAGACCGUAUUUCCGGACUACAAUGCUCGUCGUGCGGCAGGUAAUUUUGCGAAACUGCCUACGUUGGUCGGCAACACAGACAAUGAACUGUCCCUCUUCACCCUCCUUGCCUGUGUCGGUGGCAACUCCACAAACUGCACGCAAACUGACUCUGGCGCCGGUGGUGUGCUGAACGGGGCAUUUAGCUGUCCUGCCGCUUCAGCAGCGAAGGCACGCGCGGACGCAGGUGUGAAAGUCUGGCGAUAUCUGUACGCCGCAACAUGGCCGAACCAGGACAUCGGCGUCCAAGGCGCCUGGCAUGGCGCUGAACUCGCCCCCGUUUUUGGGACGUCGGAGUUCGUUUCCGGGAUGCCUGACAUUCCGGCGGAGAGGAAUUUUAGCCAGAUCUUGAUGUCGGCGUGGAGUGGUUUCGCAAAAGACCCGGAGAAUUACCUGCCGAGGCUUGGGUGGCCAGUGUAUGACCCUACCAAGAACACGCUCAUCAAGCUCGGCGGUCCCAACUCCCCUGAUAUCACUUUCAUCAACGCAACCUCGGUUGACUCUGGCUGUGCUCUCCUGGAAAGUCUUGCUGCCAACCCUAGCGGUAGCGGAGGCCUCGGAGACCUACUUUCGGGAGGUGGAAGUUCGGGCUUGGGUGCGUUCUUUGGCGGGUCACGGCGAGGGCGACGAAGUGCGCCGAUGACCAGGCCACGAGGGCCAGGGAGGCAUUGACGGGGGAUUGGAGCAACACCCAAACAUCGUGCGUGAGUCACCGGAAAAAAGCGAUCGCAUACCAGUCGCAAACAUUGUGCUCGUUCGAUUUUCAACCCAUUUAAGGACGAGAUUAAAUUGCUGUGGAAGAUAUCGAGGAGCACGGUCGAGGAAAAUGAGAAAUAGCCAUGGAAUAUACUAUAAUUGCGAGAGCAAGAAAAGAGAUAAUUUUUCCUACGGGUCGCUGAAAACUAGUCGAUCAUUGUGCAGCGCCAUCCGUUUGUUCGUCAUCAUAGAUUC
Molecule: messenger RNA, 2289 nt
Organism: Eremomyces bilateralis CBS 781.70
Lineage: Eukaryota; Fungi; Ascomycota; Dothideomycetes; Eremomycetales; Eremomycetaceae
Product: alpha/beta-hydrolase
Exons: 6
Coding region: 328-2010 (560 amino acids)
Source: RefSeq, a predicted model, not a curated record